ACUACGCGCCGGCGGGCUUCGCCGAGCCUCCCGCGCCCCCCGCCAGCGCCGCCACGCAGCAGCCCGCCGCCGCCCCCGCCUGGGCCUACGAAGCCCGGGUCCCGACCGCCGCCUCCAGCCCCGGCUGCAGCGGCAGCAGCCCCAGCCUCAAGGCCAGCUAUGAAGAUGGACAUCCCUCACAGUCUGAAUCAGAUAUCCUUCAGAGACAGACAUUUGCAGCCUCUCAUCAGCUUCCUGGUUACGCUCCCACGCCUCAAGCAACUGGCAUGCAUUCCUCAGCAGCAACUGAGCUGUUUGUUACAGGACCCUUGCCAACCUCUGGAACACUUCCACCACCUGUGCUAUCCGCUUAUCAGCAUCCUGCGACUUUUAGCAAUAGAAACUUUGCGACCACCUCACCUUUGGUGCUUCAGGAUUCAUCUUUUAACACUACAUCAAAUGGAAUUUUAAACCCUCAUGAUCCUUUGCUACAAAUUAAGACUUCGCAGGGAACUGUUCCAACCGCUUUGGCAUUUGAGCGCCUGGGCAGUUCUGCAUUAAGUAAUAGCAUACCACCUCAGUCUUCAACAUAUCGCUCAGCUCAAGAAUCUGCACCACAUCUCUUACAACCUCAAUUUAGUUUAUUGCCUUCAACACUUGGGGGAGCCCAGCAAACCCCUCAAGGCUACAGUUCAACUCUUUUUACUAGUUCUGCUGCUUCCAUUGAAAGAGCCCUUCUUCGAGAAUGUAGUGUUAUUAAACACCACCAGCGGCCUUCAGAUACCCAGUCUAUUCAGGCACAACUGACUGGUUCACAGCUUCCCUUACAUAGUUAUCUAUCAAGUGCAAGUAUUGGUAAUUUUCAGGAAACAUCCAGGCAGUCAUCUUUAUCCUGUAGCUCAAUUCGAGAUUCUACUCAGGUGAGCAAUGGAGCGUUGCAACAGAAGACCCCUCAGGUCUCAGCAGAACAUGCUCAGUCUUAUUCGUCUGUAAUUCCAUCAUCAGGGUAUCUUCCUUCUGCUACAAAAGUAGAUGUCUGUUCUACAAAACAGCCACUAACAUCAAGUGUGAUUCCUCCUGUACAAACACUAAACUAUUCUAAACCUUUACAUAACCAGAGUUCUGUAAUAUCAGGUCAAGCACAAAUUUAUUCUACAGCACAAUUACCUAGUCUUUUAUCAGUCAGUCAGUCCCAAAAUUAUGGUUUAGUACAGCCACAUAAUGUGCCAUCUAUUGUUCAUUCACAGGUUUAUAGGCCCAGCAGGGUUGAGAAAUUGCCAUCCUUAUACAAAACAUUGGCCUUUUCUGGGUCUUCUCAGCCUGUAACCUCUGAAAAUCAGACACUUAGUUAUUCAUCCAAUCAGCAAGAAGUAUUAUCUUUAGUUACAAAUGAGAAUUACCCUGCUCAAACAAGAGACCUGGCAUCAGUCAGUCAGCCUCAAAAUUAUUCAUCUGGUCACUCUCAGGGUUUAUCACCAGUUAGCCAAACACAGGUCAGUUAUUCAUCUCAAUCACAAGUUUUAUCAGUUGUUAGCCCUUCAGAAAGUUAUGCGUCAGUACAGUCUCUGACAUUAACAGCCCCUUCUCUUUCUUAUUCUUCUGCCUCCCGGGGUCAGAGCUUGCCAGAUUCUAGCCCAACACCAAAUUAUAUUUCUAUGCAUUCAUCCCCAAACACUCAUACCCAAGGAUCUUCACCACCUCAGCCCCAAAAGUUUUUGCCUGCUGUGCAGUCAUCUUUUGCAUCCUCUGCUCGUGGUCAGGCAAUGCAGAAUAGCAUACCUUCCCCUGAUCCAAAGACUUAUGCUGAGAGAAAACUUGACUCAAAUGUAUAUACAUCUUCAGAGCAAAAUGAUGAUUUUCCAAUGCAAAAGUUACAGGCAUUGCAGUCACAGGCUUCUCUUGAGUCAUCAAGCCAAAGGCUGCCUGAUGGAGAAGUGAAUGCUCAAGAGUCAGUUUAUAAGACGUCCAAGUCAGAUGACCGAUAUUCUCAGAGUAUAAGCAGAAACAACUCCCACCUUGAAGACCAAGUUGUUGGAGUUGCUCUCCAGGGUUCAAAACAAGAAGAAAACAUGGUUGGUUCAGUGACACAACUUAACCAGCAAAGUGGGCAGCUCAAUAAUGCAGUAAACACUGAUCUUAAGAAGGCAACGAAUUUAAUGCCAGCGCCUCAGAUAAGGUUGAAUACAAAAGACCUCAACCAGCAGCAUUCUCUCAUACAUAAGAUGCAUGAAGCCAAGGUUCAGGAACAGCAUGAUCAGAUAAUUAGUGCCUCAUCUCAGAUACAGAUUUCAAAUCAUGCUUUGGGGCAUAGUCAUCAGACUCUUCCUAAUACACCAGUCCUUUUAGAUUCUGCCUGUGACUUACAGAUUCUUCAGCAGGCUGGGAUUCUACAGGCAAGCCUAGGACAAGCAAAGGCAUCUUUACAAGUACAGCGUGUUCAGAGCCCCCAACAGGUAGUCCACUCUUUUCUUCAGAUGGAUGGUCACAUCAUUCAGAGCAAUGGUGAGCAUCCACAACAGCAGCUUCAUCCUCAAAAUUCUGAGAUUAUGAAACUAGACCUCCCUGAACCUUCAAAACCUUUGCAGCAGCUAACAACGAAGGGCCCUUUCAGUGAAGCCAAUCAACAUGAUUCAAAGAAUCAGUUUGUUUCUCUUGGAUCAAUGUGCUUCCCAGAGGCAAUGCUUCUCAGUGAUGAAAGGAAUAUUUUAUCAAAUGUAGAUGACAUCUUGGCAGCUACAGCAGCAGCUUGUGGGGUUACACCUUCUGACUUUUCCAAGUCCACUUCAAAUGAAACCAUGCAGGCUGUUGAAGGUGGUGAUUCUAAAUCUCAUUUUCAGCAGUCAUUAGAUGUCAGGCAUGUGAAUUCAGACUUUAACUCCAUAACAGCUACAGUAGGAAAGCCACAGAAUAUUAAUGACAUUCCCCUAAGCGGAAGUCAGGUUACUGUAAACCUUUCAUCAGUACCCACCUUUCAGUCAAAAACAGUCCUUGAUCAACAGCACAUGGAGACACCUGGUCAAAAUAUACCCACAAAAGCAUCUUCAGCCAUGGGUGGACCAGGUCAUGAAGUGCAGGAGCAAAGUACUGACUCGUUUAAGAAACAGUUGGCUAUGAAUCAUGAAUCGAAAGAAGAUAGUGAAAUUGCUGUUGAAAGUGCAUUGAGUAAUAACAGAAAUCAAGAGUUUGUUUCUGCUAGCCAGAGCAUAAGUGGAGAGAGUGUAGCAUCAGAGAACGACUUUACCCUAGUAGCUGACGACAGCAGUAUGUCAGUGAACCAUCGAAGGAACACACUUGCACUGCUUGCCAUGGCCCAGCCUGGGGAUGCAGCUAGUGGCAAGACUGAAGAUGAAAAGCAAGAUGUAGCAUACUUUAACCUUCCAAAGAAAAAGGCUAAAGGAAAAGGACAAGGUAAAGAGGAAGAGGACAGUAGUCAGAAACCACCAAAAAAGUCUGCUCAAAGCAAGCGCCAGAACCCCAGGGGUGCAGACAUGUAUUUACCAUACACUCCCUCUUCCUCAGAAAACUGUGAUGAAGGUUACCAGCAUCAAGAAAAAAUGAGGCAAAAGAUCAAAGAAGUAGAGGAAAAGCAGCCAGAAGUCAAAACAGGAUUUAUUGCUUCUUUCUUAGACUUCCUGAAGUGUGGGCCCAAACAACAGUUUUCUACCCUUGCUGUUCGAAUGCCUAGUAGGACCAGACGAUCAGGAACCCAAGUUACUCAUCCUUUCUGUGCCCCACCACUUGCAAAGAUGUCACCUGCAACACCUGUGCCAUUAGCAUUUGAGACUGGAGGAAUCAGUCCAUCAGAGAAAGUUGACAAUGAACUUAAAAAUUUAGAACAUUUAUCUUCCUUUUCUUCUGAUGAGGAAGAUCCUGGCAUGUGUGGCCAUGAUAUCUAUAAGAAAAUCUCUGCUCCGUUAUCUGCGUUGGAUACUACUUCUGAUAAAACCAAGAAAACAGUUUCAGAAGCUCUACCUGUGACAACUCCUGGUGUAUCUGCUGAGACUGCUGGUGCUGCUCCCACUUCCUCCACUGCUGAUGUAAAACAAGACCUUCAUUUGACUUCAUCCGCUGUAAAUACCCUGGAAAAUGCAAACUCCACAGAACCUCCCAAAGCCAUCGAACUCGAUAGUCUUCCUUCGGACCAGUUGGCGAAAGGACAAGACACAGUUGCAAUAGAAGGUUUUACAGAUGAGGAAGAUAUAGAAAGCGGAGGAGAAGGCCAGUACAGAGAACGUGAUGAAUUUGUGGUAAAGAUAGAAGAUAUAGAGACAUUUAAGGAAGCUUUAAAUAUAGGAAAAGAGCCCCCAGCUAUUUGGAAAGUACAGAAAGCUUUGUUACAGAAAUUUGUUCCUGAAAUUCGAGAUGGGCAAAGAGAGUUUGCAGCUACAAAUAGUUAUCUUGGAUAUUUUGGAGAUGUGAAAACUAAAUACAAAAGGAUAUAUGUGAAGGUCAUUGAAAAUGCAAACAAAAAGGAGUAUGUUAGAGUGUGUUCCAAAAAGCCAAGAAGCAAGCCUUCACAAGCUGUCAGAAAUGUUCCGUCUAAGCCAAGUAGUAGCAGUAAAACUUCUGACCCACCAGUAUCAAAAACUCCAACUACAAAAGCCCCUUCUACAAAACCCAAAGUUAAACAACUCAAAAUGAAGGCUGAGCCACCACCAAAGAAACGGAAGAAAUGGAAAGAAGAAUUUUCAUCAUCACAAUCUGAAUCAUCUCCUGAGGUCCGUUCUAGCAGUAGUGAGAAUGAGGAAUUUGAUCCUCCAGCUCCCUUUGCCACUCGCUUUCUAAACACAAGAGCAAUGAAGGAAACUUUCAAGAGCUACAUGGAGUUGCUUGUUAGCAUUGCCCUGGAUCCAGACACGAUGCAAGCCCUAGAGAAGAGCAAUGAUGAGCUACUUUUACCACAUAUGAAAAAAAUAGAUGGAAUGCUGAACGAUAAUCGCAAAAGACUCCUCGUGAAUCUUCAUUUGGAUCAGCCAUUCAAGAAUGCAUUGGAAAGUUUUCCUGAACUAACAAUUAUUACUCGAGACUCUAAAGCAAAAAGUGGAGGAUCUGCUAUUUCUAAAAUAAAAAUGAAUGGCAAAACUUAUAAUAAGAAAACUCUAAGGACUUCUAAAGCAACCACUAAGUCUGCACAGGAGUUUGCUGUUGAUCCAGAGAAAAUACAAUUAUAUUCAUUAUAUCAUUCACUCCAUCAUUAUAAAUACCAUGUUUAUCUAAUAUGUAAGAAUGAGAUAUCGUCUGUUCAGAAAAAAAAUGAAGAUUUAGGACAGGAAGAGAUUGUUCAACUUUGUAUGAAAAAUGUAAAGUGGGUGGAGGACCUAUUUGAAAAAUUUGGAGAACUUCUAAAUCAUGUGCAACAGAAAUGUUCCUAACAUUUCCACAACAUCUCACCUUUUUAUAGCACUAAUGAACUGUCACAGUGUCACAGAUAAUCACAUCUCCAGCAGUGGUGUCUUGCAGACAUACCCAAUACCAUGGGGACUUUGACCAGGACCUUGCUAUAUUUUCAACUGUGGGGUGACUGAGAUUUCAUUUUCAGAAAUGUCUUUUGACAAAAUGAUAAAGCAUGCACUAAGUAUACUUUUAUUGCUAGAGAAAUGACAUUAAAGUGACCUGGCUCCCCAUGACUGGUGUCAGGAUGUAAAGUGGCAGAUAUCAUUCGUGACUGGCCAUGGUGUGGAAAGUAUUGUACAUUUUGUAAACGGAUCUGGUAUGGUGGGACAUCCUAUAUGAGAAUGUCUUGAGUUUAAAACAUGAAACUCAGAAGCUGCGCUCUGCUCUAUCAAGUCCUUUAACAUGUCCAGGAAACUGGGUGUGGAACUGUGCAAUCCUGUGACUGCUUUUUGUGUCAAGUUCAAUUGUGAUGAUGGAAAAAAAAAGUGACGUACUAUUUUCCCUGUUUUAAAGAAAAGUAUUUUUGUUUAUAGUGUUUUUUUCCUUUGGAAAAUUUUCAAUUGUACAUUUUAUUUUACUAAUAGUUGUAUUUUUCACAGAGAAAAUGUGGUUUUAAUUUUUCUAUCCAUGCUUCAUUGUUUUCAGUAUACCCUGUGUUGGUACAUGUCAUUUCCAUUGUAGAUUCUGUCUUGAGGUAGCCAUUUUUGUUUUGCCUUAGUGUUACUUGGAAUAUUCAUUCGGUGCUAGAAUUAGUUUAGCUUUAUAAAUGGGACUGUGUGAAACACUGCACUAAUUUCAUAUUUCAUAAAAUAAAUUUCUUACCAAACUAGCACUUGAUUUAUACUGAUUUGUCAAAGUAAAAAUCAACUACUGCCGGGUGUAGUAGCGCAUGUCUCUCAUACCAGCAUUUGGAGGCAGAAGCAAGGCAGGUGGCUCUCUGUGAGCUCGAGGCCAGCCUGUUCUACAUUGUAUGCUCCUAGAAGGCCAGAGCUACAAACUAAGACCUUGUUCUGAAAAAUCACAAAUCUUAACUACUGAUAAUUUUGGUGCCCAAUUGGGUAAAGGCACUUGCUGCCAAGCCUAACAAACAGUUUGAUUCCCAAGACCCAUACUGUGGAAGAAGAGAACCAACUUCUGCAAGUCCUGUCCCCAUGCACGCACAUACAUACACAAACUGAUUAAUAAGACAGUAUGCAGUGUUACACACAGCUUUCCUAGCUCUCAGAACUGGAAGUGGAAUUCUCCUUUGGUGCCUUUAACCCUUCCACACCCUAGUGCAGCUUUCUUAAGUUUGAUGGCAUUUCAAGUGGUUUAGCUGAGACAGUGAAUGUAUUAGGUUCAUCAUGACCUUUUGUUUCUUUUUGUUGCCAACAGGAUGCCUUGUUUGUGAAGAAAAUUUAAUAGUGUCAUUCUAAACAAUUUAAUUGUGUCAUCCUAAACGAUCGCUGUUUUUAGGAUUCUAAAAAAGUAACUCAUCAUACCUGUUUAUUUCACCACCAUUUAGUGCCUUACUCCCUAUCUAAAAAGCAGUGUUACUGUUCAGUGCCCAGAUAAGACACACUUACGUGGAUAAGCCUGCUGUCUUGGUUUUGAGCAGGCAGUAAACUGACAAGAAUUGAAGUUAACAUGCCACUUCAUUUAAGAAUAAAGCACUGUUACAUUGGGUGAAAAUGAGCAUCUGAGUUACGCUAACGUAUUUACUUCUGGUGAUUAUCCUAUUAAAAGCAAUAUCCUUAACAUUUGUACCUGAUAUUAGACUCAGUAAUACCAAGUAAUGGAAGUUACUCUCCAGGGUCAAAUGUACCACUUCUGAAAGUUUUAAAAUGUUUAUUUGACAACAAAAGAAACCUAUCAGACUUACUUUAUGUAGCUUAUAUGGGAGAUGCCCGUGGCAGGAAAAUCAUGAGAUUUGUUUUACAAGCAGAGGCGAGCAGGAAGCAGCCAUAUUCCAUUCUGAUAUUGACCCUGGGCACAGUAGGUAUGUUUCCAACAUAGCAUUGGCAUGCCUAUAUAUACCUUUACCUUCAUCUUGAAUUAUAAAGUAUGAAGUAUGUUUGAACUUCAUUUUCACGAAUGAAUCUAAGGUUAAUCUCACCACAAAAAUACGCAUUUCUUUUUUUUUUUGUUGUUGUUGUUGUUGUUUAAAGCAGGGUCUCACACUUUAGCCCAGGCUGUUCUAGAACUCACUAUGUAGUCCAAGUUGGCUCCAGGUUCAUUGCAAUCGCCCUGCCUCGGUCUCCAGAAUGCUGGGAUUAUAGGCACGUGCCUGGCUUUCCAUUUCCUUUUGAACUGCAGUUGCCCUCCAUCAGUUUACAAUUGUAUUCCCUUUAGUAAAAUCAAUUCACAAUGUAGAAGGCCAAGUCCUCUGAUCCUCCCUCAGAGACCCUGUGGUUUAGAUGCAUUCUCACCUCAUUUAUUCUAUAUAGCAUAGGAAAUAUCAACCUCAGGCCUUAGCAAAAAGUAGAACUAUAUUAUACCCAUUUCUCUAUAGGAAGCUAAAUAAAUACUUAGUUGGUUAGUUUUGCCAGGGAAUUUGAAAUGUAUGGUAUAGGAAAGAGGCUGUAGAAAAAGAUGAAGCACAUGUUGCCAUAAGAUAGGAAGAUGUUAAGAAAGCUUGAACUCUCCUACCUAUAGCGAUCUGGAGUGUUGGGAUGUAGCUCAGUGCAGAGCACAUGACUAGCAUGUCCGAGGCUCUGGGUUUUCUCCCAGUCCCCCAUCCGUCAGAUGCACAUAGAGAUCUACAGUGAUUUCCUGUAAAAGGUAUUCUGUGUUGAUAUUUGUUACUAGCCCAGAAAAGUGGUUGCCAAAGGGGCCUCCUUGCCAUUUUGAUAUAACUUAGUUACUACUUGAUCCCUAAUAUGUCUGAAUUUAUGGUGAUUUAGCACAUUAAGUUGAGCUAGAAGCUAUCCAUUACCCUAUGAUUUUGCCAAAUUGAAAGUAUUGGUAAGAUAGGAAAUAAUCCUAUUUUUAAAUGUUUAAUACAUUUUCAUAUAAUUUUGAAUGUUCUAAAUUUAUCUAAAUUUCUGAAACAUGAAAAUUUAUAGAUGUGUUUACACUAUGGGGCUAUUUUCAGAGCUUCACAUUUUAAAACUAAUUUUUCUGUUUACUAUUUAUUUUUCUUAAAGCAGAUAAAGUCCAGCCUAUAGCUGUAAGGAUUUACCCAUAAGUUGUUUUGGUUUGUGUGUUGGUGUCUUUGCUGGUUCAGAUGAGUGGUUCCAGAGUCUCUUCACUUUCCUUGUAGUCCGAUCUCUCUGCACUUGACUCCCUGAUGAGGUCAGCUUGGGUUAUUGGUGCAGCUUUGUUUCAGAUGUGUAGGUUACAAAUCUUAAUCUAUUUGCAGAAUGUAAUUUUUUGUUUUAAAUGUUUUGUUUCACAAAAAAAUGCUUUUCAAAUACAGUGAAGUAGCCCAGGCUAGCUGCUCCUCUGUCAGGUGUACUUGAUAGCCCAGGCUAGCUGCUCCUGUGUCAGGUGUACUUGACACAACUGCACAAAUGAACAGUGUGCAACUCUUGUUUGUGCAUUGACUCAGAUGCACAACUUUUGACAUCUGUGUUCACAAAUGCACGUUUUCAAAAUAACCUCUAUUUAUAAAACAAACAACUAAGCCUAAGGAUACAAAGAAACCUGCAUUUGUAGUCCAGAAUUUUCAACUGGUCCAUUAUACCAUGUAUGGAAAUGUGAAAGACAAUUUUGUAUAUUUGUUACUAACUCAGAUCAUUAAAAUGAAAAUUUUUUAA
Molecule: messenger RNA, 9110 nt
Organism: Chionomys nivalis (European snow vole)
Lineage: Eukaryota; Metazoa; Chordata; Mammalia; Rodentia; Cricetidae
Gene: Qser1
Product: glutamine and serine rich 1
Exons: 13
Coding region: 267-5351 (1694 amino acids)
Source: RefSeq, a predicted model, not a curated record